This is a messenger RNA of Acanthochromis polyacanthus (spiny chromis), 7896 nucleotides long. RefSeq names its product muskelin 1, intracellular mediator containing kelch motifs (gene mkln1). Bases 45 to 2273 code for a protein of 742 amino acids. Lineage: Eukaryota; Metazoa; Chordata; Actinopteri; Pomacentridae. The record is from RefSeq and is a predicted model, not a curated record. Gene Ontology annotation, molecular function: protein binding. Gene Ontology annotation, cellular component: cytoplasm. The transcript is spliced from 18 exons.
UCGCUCCUGCUAGCCUCCUGCUGCCUGUUAUUUUCUGCAACAAGAUGGCUGUCGUUCCUGAGAGCAGGGUCCUCACUUUCAGCGUUUUUAAAUGGAGCUCUUACUCCUCUACAUAUUUACCUGAGAAUAUCUUGGUGGAUAAACCUAAUGAUCAGUCUUCCAGGUGGUCUUCUGAGAGCAACUAUCCUCCACAGUUUUUAAUAUUGAAGUUGGAAAGGCCGGCAAUUGUUCAGAGCAUCACCUUUGGAAAGUAUGAGAAGACUCACGUCUGUAACCUCAAAAAGUUCAAAGUCUUCGGUGGGAUGAGUGAAGAGAAUAUGACAGAGCUUUUGUCCAGUGGCCUUAAGAAUGACUACAACAAGGAAACAUUCACCUUAAAGCACAAGAUCGAUGAGCAGAUGUUUCCCUGCAGAUUUGUCAAAAUAGUGCCUCUGAUGUCUUGGGGUCCCAGUUUUAACUUCAGCAUCUGGUACAUUGAGCUGCACGGUAUUGAAGACCCCGAUGUGGUGCAGCCUUGCCUUAACUGGUACAGCAAGUACAGAGAACAGGAAGCCAUCCGCCUUUGCCUCAAACACUUCCGACAACACAACUACACAGAGGCCUUCGAGUCGCUGCAGAAGAAGACUCGGAUAGCACUGGAGCACCCCAUGCUCACCCACCUGCACGACCGGCUGGUGCUGCAAGGAGACUUCGACGCCUGUGAGGAGCUCAUAGACAAAGCUGUGAGAGAUGGUUUGUUUAACCAGUAUAUCAGCCAGCAGGAGUACAAGCCCAGGUGGAGUCAGAUCAUCCCAAAAUGCAACAAAGGUACAAGCGCCCAAGAAAUCAACCGAGACGACAUGAACAGUGACGGCGAUGACAACAGGCCAGGGAUGAGGGGAGGACAUCAAAUGGUCAUUGACGUCCAGACUGAGACGGUGUACCUGUUUGGAGGCUGGGACGGCACACAGGACCUGGCUGAUUUCUGGGCUUACAGUGUGCAGGAGAACCAGUGGGCUUGCAUCUCCAGAGACACUGAGAAAGAGAGUGGUCCUAGUGCUCGCUCGUGCCACAAAAUGUGCAUCGACUCGCAGCGACGUCAGAUCUACACACUGGGCCGCUACCUGGACUCCAGCGUCAGGAACAGCAAGUCUCUGAAGAGUGACUUCUACCGCUAUGACAUUGAUGCCAACACCUGGACACUACUCAGUGAAGACACGUCGGCUGACGGAGGGCCAAAGUUGGUGUUUGACCACCAGAUGUGCAUGGACUCAGAGAAACACAUGAUCUACACAUUCGGCGGUCGGAUCCUGACGUGUAACGGCAGCGUAGAGGACAGCCGGACGUCAGAGCCGCAGUUCAGUGGCCUGUAUGCCUACCACUGCCAGGGCGGGACGUGGAGCCUCCUGCGGGAGGACUCAUGCAACGCUGGGCCAGAAGAUGUCCAGUCCCGCAUCGGGCACUGUAUGCUCUUCCACACUAGAAAUCGUUGUCUCUAUGUGUUUGGGGGUCAGAGGUCGAAGACAUACCUCAAUGAUUUCUUCAGCUACGAUGUGGACGGAGACCACGUAGAGAUCAUAUCUGAUGGCACUAAGAAGGACUCAGGGAUGGUUCCUAUGACUGGUUUUACCCAGAGAGCUACUAUUGACCCCGAACUCAACGAGAUCCACGUCCUGUCAGGCCUCAGCAAAGACAAGGACAAACGUGAGGAGAACGUUCGCAACUCCUUCUGGAUCUACGACAUCGCCCGCAAUAACUGGUCAUGCGUGUAUAAGAAUGAUCAGGCUGUGAAAGAAAACCCAAGCAAGGCUCUGCAGGAGGAGGAACCGUGUCCACGCUUUGCACAUCAGCUGGUCUACGAUGAGAUGCACAAAGUGCAUUACCUAUUUGGUGGAAACCCUGGCAAGUCUUGCUCUCCGAAGAUGCGCCUGGAUGACUUCUGGUCCCUUAAACUGUGUCGGCCCUCCAAGGAGUACUUGCUCCGCCACUGCAGAUACCUCAUCAGGAAAUACAGGUUCGAGGAGAAAGCCCAGUCAGAGCCACUGAGUGCACUCAAGUACCUGCAGAACGACCUGUCGCUCACGGUGGACCACACAGACCCUGAUGAGACCAAAGAGUUCCAGCUCCUGCCCUCGGCGCUCUUCAAGUCCAGCUCUGACUUCAUCCCUCUGGGUUUUUCAGACGUAGACCAGACGUACGCUCAGCGGACGCAGCUCUUCGACACGCUCGUCAACUUCUUCCCGGACAGCAUGACCCCACCUAAGGGCAACCUGGUGGACCUCAUCACCCUCUAGCCCCUCCCACCUGUGACACCUCACCUGCUGGACUGACUGAACACCUGCCCCAUGUGGAGACAGACACCAGUUAUUUUUCUAUUCCUGAACCCUGCUGGUGGGAUUACACCUAAUCCACCUCCACUACACUGACCUGCUGCUGUCAUGGGCUGCGUUACCACGGCGACGAGGGUCAUAAACACACACAGCAACACUGCGCUAGUUGGAUACGAGCGCAAUUCCACGACAGCCUGAGGUGUGUGUGUGUCUUUCCUUUUGUUUUUGCCGAGCACACACAGCCCUGCUUGUGUUUUUCAUUUUCACUUGUUUUUUUCUUCCCAGAAAAGUUGAAGCCAAAAAAGAGGAUUUGCACAUUUGUUUGCAAUCUUUUUUCAUUGAUUCUUCCUGUUUUUUUGGUUUUGUUUUUAAAGCUCUGGAUUUGUGCACUCAGACUCCCACACAGUAGACCACAGGCGUCUAUCCACAUGUUUGGAGCAGAACAGAUGAGAAUGACGUCGGUUGAGGCCAGUUGUUGCAAAAGUUCAAUUCAGAUUCCCUUAUUUAUUUGAAGACAGGGCGGUGCCAAGCUCCCCUGUUUUUUUUUCUUUUCUUUCUGCAUCUCUACUACAAAACAUUUUUGGCUCCAUUUCAGCUUCCUCAUUGAUGGUUUGGUUAGUUUGCUUUUCUGUAACAUACCCUCCUAUUUGUGAUCGUGACAGCCACGCAGAUGCAAAAAAAGUGAACCAUUUUAAUAGUGUUGUAGGAACCGUAGAGGAAUGAUUCUAUGAGAUAAAGUUUAAUAUAUAUUGAAAUAUACAUUUAUAUUGGUUUUGGUUGUUAUCCCUGUAAAACUGGCUGAUACAAGUUGUUUCCUCAGUAAUUAUUGGACUGCUCCAUGGUGUACAGAAUAUGUAAAUAUACUUUAGGAAUUUUUUUCAAAGUUUCCUGGAUUGAACAGAUCCUCUGCUGAAUCACAUUCUUUCUCCACAUACAGAAACUUUCUGGCUCUACAUUUAACACUCAUCGUUGCUGAUGGAAAAUAAUUCCAAAUAGUUGGUGUGUGGGUGAAGUGCUGCUGCCAGUUUUCCAGUUUGAUCAACGUUAGAGCGGCAGAAAUCUGUCUGAGCUGAGAGGAGGUUCCUCUAGUGUGAUGAAUUUUCCUGUUUUCUCCUCAAAGUUCCAAAUGUCCACCUGAAUAGAUUUGUGAAUUAGCAGGACUGAGAGGACACAGCCUGAAGCCUUAUUUGCCUUCAGUCUGUUACGGUCCUAUAACACCCAGUUUGCAGGUGUUAUACGACUUCUACCCGAGCCGUUGGAUUAGAAAUGCUGGUUGGUUUUACUUUGAACAAGUAUUGAUCUUGCUUUUCAAAAAACAGAUCUGUAACUAACUGUUAGUAUUAUCAUUCCUGAUUGAUCUGGCCAUAGUUUUUUAAAAUAAUCCUUUAGUUUUUCGAUUUGUACAAUAUUAAAACGAUAGUUUUAAAAAAUACUGUUCACAUUUUGCCACAUCCCAAGAAAUUGGAAAAAAAAACAAACAACUGUAGCAAUUUUGCCUAAAAAUGACUUGAACACCUGAUCAGUUAUCUUCUGUUUAACAGGCUGAAUUCCACUGGGAUCCUGAGGUCUCCUCAGAAUUCCUGCUGCCACGUUUGUUACCACAUUAACACAAAUAUGAAAUGAUAGAAGUGAAGUUUGUGUAAUUUUCUCUGAGUCGCCAACCAUCUACACUACCGUUCAAAAGUUUGGGGUCGCAGAAAAGCAGUUUUGUUCAAUGAAGAUAACAUUAAAUGAAUCCAGUCUAGACAUUGUUAAUGUGAUAAAUGACUACUGUAGCUGGAAACAGCUGAUUUUUAACAGAAUAUCUCUAUAGGGGUACAGAGGAACAUUUCCAGCAACCAUCACUCCUGUGUUCUAAUGCUACAUUGUGUUAGCUAAUGCUGUUGAAAGGCUCAUUGAUGGUUAGAAAACCCUUGUGCAGUUAUGUUAGCACAUGGAUAAAAGUGUGCGUUUUCAUGGAAAACAUGGAAUUAUCUUGGUGACCCCAAACUUUUCAACGGUAGUGUUUGUUAUUGAUCAAACUCAUGAUCUUCAGCUGAGCCUUGUUAUUCAGGUAAAUCUUUCCAUAGUCAUCAGGGUGACAGGUGGUGGAGCGGGUUGUCCUCUAAAUGUAAGGUUGGUGGUUCGAUCCCUGGCCCAUCAUGCAUCAGAGUGUCCUUAGUCAACACUCUAAAGAUUAUUUACUGUUUCUUAUUCCUAGAGGAAAUGUGUGAAACUGAUGAUUUUCAGUUCAGUUAAAGAAGUGGUACACGUGAAUACAGUCCCCCUGAAACCAGAUGUCAGAUGCUGGGUGUGAGCUCACUGAAAAGGAAAAAACACGCGAGGUGGCAGCUUAAAAUCAGGUUUUAAAUUGAUAAAAUGACAGAAAAGUAGUUAUCCAGCCCACAGGUGGAAGGUGAGACAGCUGUUUGAGAGUGGUGCUGGUAGCAAAUUUGGGUUCUUGCUCAGACACAGUGAAUGGUGGGAGGGGUUCGGCUGCAGGGCUGCUUCCCUCUUCACUUUUAGUCAACAUGUUUACCUCUGCUGUCACCAAAUCAUGUUGGGCGGUUUGGGAUUCAUGUCCACUGGUGCUUACUGCUCACUGAAGGUCCCACCUGUAAGUGUUCCUGUUUGUUGUCUUCCAUGACUCUCAGAGACAAACUGAUUGUCUUUCAUAGGAGACGCCGUCACUAACAUCCCACUGGAGUGUCUGAAGGUCAGGUGCAGCAACACCUCCAGCACUAUGUCGAGAACAUCUGAUGCAUCACAACACUACAUGAAUUGUCACCGUUGGCACAUCUGCUGCGACUGUUAGCUGGACUUUGUAGAUAAUCUGUGUGUAUUGUACAGGAUCAACAUUUUUCUAUCUCUGAGCUUAAAGAACACUGAGAACAGACCGAGCAGAUCAGUGGGGCGGUUAACCAAGACGACAGAAUGGGGUAAAAAUGUAAUUCGUAAGUUGUGUAACUUGUUUAAAGAUUGUGUCAUGUUCAACUGUUUUCUCAAACUAAGUGUUUGAGUGACAGACUUUAAGAUCAUACAGAACUAAUUAUUGUAUUUAAGUCUCUCUUUAGCAUUGUAUAGGCAGUUGUUAACAAUUAAUGUGCUUAUUCUGAAAUUAAAGGACCAUUCUGGGGUUUUGCAAGUUUAAACCCAAAACGUAAUAACCUUAUGUAACUUUUAGCCGUGUUUCCACUAACAAAAAAACAGUCAAACAAAACUGGAAUGUGUAGUUGUAGGGGCUGCUUCUGGACAUUUCCCAUGACAUUUCACUCAGUACUUCGUUAUCUGCAUUUACACCCUGGUAUAAAUACGUUGGAAUAUUAGGCAUGUUAGUCAGCUGUUGUACUACCUCAUUUAUGAGCAACAGUAUGAAACAAUGACAAACGUCACAUUUAGCAAGGCCUGGAUUUUGACAUCAAUUUAUCUACCACACUGUUUUUCCUCUAGUUGCACGAUGUUGUGUCCAAACACAACCCCAUGAACUUGGCUGCAGGUUUUUAAAAUGGCUGCUGAGUAUUCAACCUGUAACCAAUACUAAUUCAACAGUUCCUGAAGCUUGAAAAAGUAGUCACCCAUCAGCAGGAACUUUAUGCAGCCUGAAACAGUUUAGUUCCUGCAGUGGAAACACGGCUUUAGCUAAACAGCAGCCACCGUUGCCUUGAGUAGACAGGAUAUGUUUUCUCAUCAUAGUUGAGUCAGAUCUAGUAAUUGGUUUUUCUGAAAGAUAUAUUUGUGUUUAUCUUUGAAAACCCCAGAGGGUCUUUUACCAACUGCUGAAAAUGAUAUAUCUCAUUGCUUUUGUGUAAAACAGAAAAUCUGAACAUGAAAAUAUAGAAUAAUGAAAGGCACAAACUGAGGAAAGAUGAAUUCUAAAAUGCAAUGUAACCAUAGCUCUUAGACAGGAAGAUUAUCUGUUACACAGCAGUGUCUCUCCAGUGCUAACCAAUGCUAACAUUAGCCACCCUAAGUUAUUGUUCAUACCAGGCUUCAACAGUAAAACUACUGAGUACUGAACUGAGCGAGGGUGUGUUUCCUUGCUAAAGAAUUGAAAUUUUUGUUUGUAUGAGUUAAUAUGUUGUUUCUUUGUUCUAAACUUACUUGUUCGAAUGACCACUGACUGUUGAUUUCUCAGUGUGUGCUGCUUUGCAGACAGCUGUAAUGUUUAUUUCAUUAUGCUGUGAAAAUCAGCUGGCAGAUACUUGAAACAGUACUGUCACUUCAAAUCAGAACAGGUCGUAUCUUCAGUGUAAUGGCUCAUCUGGACUUCUGCUUUCUUACUUAGUUAGCUGAGAUGUUUGAUACCACACUCAUAUAGGUACCUUCAUUAUGAUGCUAGCAAGUUGUGAGCGUAGCUUAGCAUAUAGCCUGGCCUUUCCAGAGCGGAUCUGGAUCAUUUGUAAAGCUCACCAAGAACCCAGUGGAGUCCACUGGUUGCAGACUGUUUGGAGGCUCUUGGCUAAGCUAAGCUAAGCUAAGCUAACCACUUUCCAUUAGUGUCAUUUUUAGCAUGCAGAUAUUAGGGUGGUUUCAUGAAAUCUCUGCAAGAAGAGAGCAUGCAUACUAUUAAAUUACAAAGGAUGUGACUUGUAGCAAAUGGGCUGAAAUGUACAGAACCAAACAAAAAGCAGCGGUGUCGUCCUUUAAACGUCUGACACGAGCUCUUCUCCUGCUUGACGGCCUUCGAUGUGCAGUCUGUAUCCGAUGAAUUCAGCCUCACUUCCUCAUUUACUUGAUCCUGUAUUUAAAUGAAUACUGAGCACAUUUACCCUGUGACAGAACGUCUCAUUAACUGCUCUGGUGUAACAUAUAACCCCCCUCUGCUGCCCCAGAAGGCUGUUUACUGAUUGUGAGUGCUCUGCUGCUGUUCCCAUCAUCCCUGUAAAUACUGUUGUUGCUGCAUUUCCCUAAUUAGCAGAUCCCAUCCCUCUGCAUUUACAUUUAUUCUUACUAAUACUUUUGACAGUUUAGCAUGAGCAGGAACCAACAGAAGCUACUUAGACAUUUAAUUCCCUAAAUCCAGCAGUUGAGGAGAGUACAAGCUGUAAGACUUUAUGCCAAUAUGUGGUCAUUGGGCGGUUCACGUUUUGGUGGAUGAGGAUGACGGCAUGUGUGUGUUCAUGUAUGCUUUGCCUCUGUUGCUCCGAUAAUGGAAUCAAUUAUGGGAUUACUUUUUUUUUUAAAUCACCAGAUUAAAGCAACACGAGGGAUUAUUUAUGGCAUUUUGAUGAUAUUUAGGGCUUAGCACACUUUGCCGUAGCAUUUCUGUUUGUGCCAGAAGAAAGAUGUGUUGAAGAAACUGAAAGCACCUUUGUAAAAAACAAAAAGAAUAAAAUAAAACACACAAUGCCAAAUACUACUUUUCUUUUUGCUUUUUUAAGGUAAAUAUCCUCCACACAUCGACAUUGACUGUGUGGAAAGUUAUUCCUUGUUUUCCUCUUUGUUUCGUCGUUAGGCCUGGGUGGGACUCAGGAGUCUAAAGGCUGGUACUCUCAGAUCUGUGAGCACUACUCUGUGGAUACAGUGAAUGUGUAGAAAGCCUUGUAGUAUUGCAUUGUAUGUAAUGUAUAUAAUGAAUAAAGAUUGUAUUUUGUUCAAGUUUUCUUAA